AUGGCCGACGUCGCGACUCCCGACUCUGUCGCCGCCAACUCUCCAGGUGCUGGUGGUGCAAGAAUUGGCCGGCCUCCACAAUGGACAGAGUCACGGUCCAGGAAACUGGCCAGGCUGUACAUGUACACCACCCUCCCUAUGGAGAAGAUCAUCAAGGCCCUCUUCCCGAAUGACGAUGUGAAGAAGAACUCGGCCCAGAAGACACUGCACAAAAUGGUCGGCCAUGACCCUCGGCCACUGAGGCCCGUCAACAGGGAGGAUAUGAACACGCGUUUCAAGCUGCUCCACAAACGCAGCCAGCGUCGGCGGCGAAGCGAUGGUACCCCCUUUGAUCAGGAAGAGGGCGUCAUCGCAGCGUCCAAGGAGGAGCUCAACACCCCGGCCUUCUCAGAAGUCUCCCGUUUCGACGACGCCUCCACGCUCAGGAGCCCACAAACGGACGUGCGUUUUGAGUUUGCCUCACCAAGCACCAAUGCCUCAGCUUCGCCGGGUCCGGUGUGGUCUGCCUUUCCAAAAGAUGACUUCCACUCUCCCUUCCAACCUCCCUUUCCGCGCCCACCUCGUAAUGAUACCGUCUUCACCACCUCGACUCAGAUGAGCACGGACAGCAUCAAGAGCCUCAGGAACCGUAUCAGCGUCUCCACUGUCUUCGCUAAGCAGGUGUCUGUGCUGAUGAGUAGGCUCACGAUCGGUAGUUCUGAAAAUCUCCGGAACUCACCAGCCCGGACUCCUUCGGAUUUCCCGAUGCACCAUAGCCCGAUUUCGACCGGCCCAAUACCGCAUCCGGGACUUGCUGUACCUGGCGAUUUCAUGGUCUCUCGGAGAUUGGUUCCCCAGUGCCAUGCGCAGAAGCAUUUCGCAAAAUCUUCUGGCGAAGGUGGCGUUUUCUGCUGGUGUUCUAUUGCGGACGACGUCGCGGAAUUGCCAGAGGCCUUUUAUAUCACUGAGAGGGGUGAAGAAUGUGACCAGGCCGCGAAUGCCCUGCAAGGGUCGAUGUAUGGUUCACCUACAGACCAAUUUGGCAAUACGCUUCUCCAUCUCUUCGCCGCGAUGGACAACCAGCAAGGUAUUGAAACGACUUUCCGCCUGCUUCAAUCAGGACAUUCAAAUCCCUCCGUGGUCAAUCAAGCACACCAGACCUUUCUCCAUGUUCUGAGUCCCUCAUGGUUCUUUGGAACGGACGACCUCAAUAUACCCCUGUACAAGCUUUUGAACUUCCUCUACGCACAGCACCGGGACUUGUUAUUCGCUCGUGAUGUCUUUGGACGGACAUUCUUCCACCAGCUUGAUCGAUUUGUUCCCGAUCCCAACGUUAUCCACAAUAUCACCCAGCACUAUCGGCCUGCAAUCCCGCGAGACGCCUUUAACGUCAAGCCACCCUCGCGAGUUGCUGAUACUUCUUUUGCUCCACCAACACGUACGGGCACGAUGGCCCUUUCGCCUUUGGCUGAAGAGGCUCCGGAAGAGGACUUUACAACCAGAGAUAUGGGACUAGUCUCUGUUGUGACGGAGGCAUACAACAACCCCACCCUCGAAGAUGACGAAGGCCGAAACGGACUGCAUUGCUUGGCAGAAAUGCAUUUCACCACUAGCAGCCCUAACAGUCCAGAUCCCAGUACUCCGAAUCCAUCUCAGUCACAAACCACGAAUACCAAAGGUUCGCUCAAGCGGAAACACGGAAGGGACGAUGCCGAACGUAUAAAGCCUAUCACCCAAAGACUCCAAUACCUUCAAGGUCUCUUGACACCGGUGACCCAGACUGCGCCACCCGAUGUCAACCACUACGACCAUAAGGGUGACACUGUUCUGAUAAACUUCGCAUCGCAACUUUCUGACGAGCAAGACGACAAGAGCGGCCAGCACAUUGGGAGAAUUCUCGAUCUGCUCAUCGAGAAGGGGGCGAUGAUCGAUGCACGGAAUCGUCGGGGUGAGACCGCGCUUCUUGUCGCUGCAAGAUCUGGGAACAAGCACGUUGUCAGUAAGCUGCUCGACAAGGGUGCCAAUUUGCACGCACGAGACAAGUAUGGAAGGGCUAUUAUGGCAAUCAUCGAUGCACAGAUUGCGCUUAGUUCAAAGGACCUCCCUUCAUACGGGAGACUGGAGGCUGUGAGGGCAGCAGUGCUCGCCAAGAAGCUGGAGGAGAAGGGAGUGCAGGACGAGCCGAACUUUUUCGAUGAGUGGACCUGGCCUCAAAGACGACAGACUUAA
This is a messenger RNA of Diaporthe amygdali, 2208 nucleotides long. RefSeq lists its product as uncharacterized. Gene Ontology annotation, molecular function: protein binding. The record is from RefSeq and is a predicted model, not a curated record. Bases 1 to 2208 code for a protein of 735 amino acids. NCBI's taxonomy places the organism in Eukaryota, Fungi, Ascomycota, Sordariomycetes, Diaporthales, Diaporthaceae. The transcript has 2 exons.